UAGAGGAUGCCUGUAGGUACCGCCCCUACGUGCUUCACCGUCACCCUGGUCACGUGGUUGUGACGUCGCCGGCUCCUCAGGCUUUAACUUAUUGGUACCAUAAUAACCAUCGCUGUGCGGAUCCGAGAGCAGGGGCCACUUCCCAAGCUGGGGCCACAGUGAUGGAAACAAAGCAGGUGGCUGAGAAGAUCUUGAAUCUCACCCUGGAGACCAUUUUCUUCCUGACUGGAGAGGAUUAUGUUGUAGUGAAGAAGCAGAGAGACCCAGACAAAGACAACAAUGGCACCUGCUUGUCAGAGGGGACCUGCCAAAUGCAACGGCCAUUCCUAAAUCCUCCCCCAAACUUCCAGGUCCAUGAGAAGAACAUCCUAGCGCUCACUCACGCAAUUGUCCACCUGCUGACUGGAGAGGUCCUUAAUCGCUGUAAAGAUGUCUCUUUUGGCUUCACCAUGGAGCAGCAGGGACACAAGUACCAGAUGGAGAAUCACUGGAGCAAAAUACCCAGUGGCUGCGACAGUUUAAAUCCUGAGAUCACCAGGAAUGAGAGGGAAUAUGAGAGAGAUCGUACAGAUCCUCCAGAGACAAGAAUACAUCUGAAUCCCACUACAGGGGAAUUCAGUAACAGAAACAUUCCACUAACAAGUCCCAGGAACCUUUAUGUUCAAGAGUGGCCAGGGGAAGAGAAUAGGAUGACGCAGGAACUCCAGGUUAAACAAGAGGAUGUGACCUUCCUGCAGCAGAAUCGGCAAAUCCCUGCAGAACUCGGCACAGAGGGAGACUCCAGCUGGACAAUCCCACGAGAGGAGAACCACUUUGCUUCUGAAUUCCCCAUUGAAAGUGGAAAUAUCUCCAGUGAGAAUUCAGCUACGGAAAAGAAAAGUGACCCAGUGAUAAUUAGUAAGAGUAUUUGUUCCUUAACUGAAGAAUUCAGCCCCCCCAGGCCUCCCAAAGAGCAAACGGGGACAGACUCACAGAGUGGAGAGGGAGAACGGAAAUUGUAUUCGUGUUCUAAAUGUGGAAAAUUUUUUGCCACAAAAUUAACUCUCAUCAAACAUCAGAAGUUUCACAUCGGUGACUUUUCUUGUUCCUACUGCGAAAAAAGCUACAAGUGGAAGUCGAAUCUUCUGGUGCAUGAGAGAAGUCACGCCCGGGAGAAACCAUUUGUUUGCUCUGAGUGCGGCAAGUGUUUCAGCCAGAACUCCACCCUGGUUACACACCAGAGAAUUCACACGGGGGAGAAACCAUUUGUCUGCUCUGAGUGCGGCAAGUGUUAUACCCAGUACGCCCGUCUCCUCGCUCACCACAGGACUCACACCGGCGAAAAACCUUACUUCUGUUCCGAUUGUGGCAAAUCUUUCGCUCAGAUGCCACAUCUUGUUAAACACCAAUGGAGACACAAACAAGGACGGAAUACGCCCUCAAGCUCCUACUUCUCGAAAUGAGCUAUAAAAAUGUUAUUUCUAUAAAACUCUUAUUUGUGACUAUGAAGAUUUUCAUUCAUCCAGGUCAUGUUAUAUCUAGUAUAAGUAAUUCUAAAACAACUAGACUUGCUCAUUGAUCAUUGAAGACUUUUCACUACUCAUCCGAGCAGCUUCUUCAGUUUGGAAAAUAUGACAACUGAUACAGAGUCCAAGGACAAGGAGCAUAAAGAUUUCCGAGGAGCUUUGAAAGCAUGUGGCUACCCAGACUGGACAUUAGUCAAAACUAGGGAUGCACAGAAUCCAGGAUUCAGUUUGGGAUUUGGCCAGAAUUCUGCCUUUUUUCAGCAGGAUUCGGAUUUGGCUGAAUCCUUUUGCCCGGACGAACUGAAUCACAGUAACUACACAGAAUCUACACCUCUUCAGAUCUCACCUCUUUGAAGAGUUACAAUGUGCCAUUGUGAUUGGAUUAGUGGAAGCGUUUAUAUGCCGAGAACUUCCCACACCAGUCAGUUGUACUGAAGAAGCUGCUCGGAUGAGUAGUGAAACGCCUUCUUUGUGCUUAAAUAUUCAUUUGUUUAGAUUGGUAGGUAAAUACUUUAUUAUCCAGGUAGAGAUCAUAAUAUAAUAUAAAUCAUGAACAUGAUCCAA
Xenopus laevis (African clawed frog) is the source of this 2069-nucleotide messenger RNA. Its product is annotated as oocyte zinc finger protein XlCOF7.1-like. The record is from RefSeq and is a predicted model, not a curated record. NCBI's taxonomy places the organism in Eukaryota, Metazoa, Chordata, Amphibia, Anura, Pipidae. Bases 162 to 1442 code for a protein of 426 amino acids. The transcript is spliced from 8 exons.